Messenger RNA from Dendronephthya gigantea, 2886 nucleotides. RefSeq lists its product as uncharacterized. The record is from RefSeq and is a predicted model, not a curated record. Gene Ontology annotation, biological process: calcium ion import across plasma membrane. Gene Ontology annotation, molecular function: calcium channel activity. The transcript has 16 exons. Gene Ontology annotation, cellular component: membrane. Lineage: Eukaryota; Metazoa; Cnidaria; Anthozoa; Malacalcyonacea; Nephtheidae. The coding region runs from base 109 to 2358 and encodes 749 amino acids.
UGUUGAUUGGUACUCCCGUUUUUGGAAACUUUCCAGUCGUUCACCAAAUCAUUGCAAAUCAUCUCGAUUGUUCGAGCAUUUUCGGUCGGACAUUCCCUUGGGUCCCCUAUGGCUCGAUCAGAUUUGGAAGAGACGAGCCACACCCUGUAUAGUAAACGUAUUUUGUGGUGCAAGUAUUUAUAUUUUAUCAUGUCCGUUUCAAAAAUACCACACAAGUUAAUUUCACCCGAAGAAAGAGAAAUGACAGAAAAGCCAAAAGCUUCGAGCACUGCAGCAGAUGAAGAUGUCGAGGAAGAAAAAUUUGAUAAAAAUUUCUGGGUUGAGGUUGAAAAAAAAGUGAAGAAAGGCAUAUCAUGGAAUAAGGCAAUGGAUGAAGUCAGGGCAGAAAGACUGAUGACAAAAUAUGGUAACCAAGCUCUGGUGGUUCUUAUUCGCAAGUGGCCGAAGAUGAAAAAGUUUAAACAGAAACCGAAAGCAAACCAAAAGAAACCGAAAAAAACCCAAAAGCUGAUAACAAGCUUAGAGUAUUUGAUCAGCCGACUGACGGAAAUAAUUCUGGACAAAGACAAGGACACGGAUUAUGCUGGUUUUCGUUUUGAAGAACCAGAAAAGCCGCCAAAAACCCUGCUGCAUCUUGCAGCGGAGCAGAAUUUUCUUCACGUUUCAAGAUGUCUGGUCGAUCGUUUUCCAACUCUGCUGCACGCGACCACAGACGAUGAUGAAUGGGACAAGGCUGUCAUGCCCGUUGAAUUAGCUUUAGAAAAGCGUAAUGAUGACACUGCAGCUUAUCUCAUUUCUCAAAUGUUGGCUAAUCGCGUCACGGAACUCUUUCUGUAUGACGACAUUGGAGAAUCAGUGAAAUUUUAUUUUGGUGAUAUUAUUAGUUAUCGUGAUCCAGAGACAAAUGAAUAUGGAAUGAAGAAAACGGUCGUGGCUGUAUUGAACAAAUUGAUUAACCCUUACUGGCCGUACCAGCCUGACCGCGCACUGGUCGAUGAAGACAAUGUUGAAAUCCAGCGAGCCUUGGACAGUGUUCCAGACGAUCCAAUGAAUUAUGACUUUCACUAUCACAUCCUAGAAACUGACGAAAAUGGAAGGACACCCAAAUAUGAAGACUCUGAAGAUGUUGAUCCAUUGUUUAAUCAUAGAUCAAUGUCUUGUCUCGAACGCAUUGCUGACAGCGAGAAUAAGGAAGCUGUGAAACACCCAGUCGUUCGCAUGUUGGUCCUAAGUAAAUGGAAUGAAUUUGCCUUCAAUUGGUUUUGUUUCAAGGCUGUUCUUUAUCUCAUAUUUUUGGCGGUAUUAUCAUAUGCGCUCAUGUUUGGCUCCACUCGUGACGAUCCAACUCAAUACGACGGCCCGGCUGAUAAUUUUCGAGCAGUUUGUGAAAUGGCCAGUAUCAUCUUUCUCAUUGUACACCUGCUUGAUGAAUUUGGUGAAAUAUUAAGAGAAAAAAUAAGCUACUUCGAAGUUUGGCACAACUACCUGGACUUACUUGGUAUUAUCCUCACCCUGGUCGUCCUUCCUCUUCGCUAUGCCGAGGUUAAAGCACAGUGGAGCUUCGCUGCUCUUGGUUUGUUAUUCAAUUUUCUACGUCUCUUUAAAUUCUCUCACGUCUCAAGAGUCACAGGUCUUUACACCACAACGCUGGUGAAAAUAAUUCAGAAAGACAUUCCUCGGUUUUUGUUGUUCUUUUCCGUGGUAUUCAUUGGAUUUUGCGGAGCAAUGUAUUUGGCUUUGAAAGUGAACGACAAGCAAGACUCGUUCGGUGGUUUCGCUUGGCUGAUGUUGGCUGGUUUCAGAGCUCUUGCAGAACAACAAUCGUUAGAAGACGACUACCAAAAGUUUAGUUGGUUGCCAAUUAUUAUUCUUCUCGCAUACAUGAUGGUCGUAAUUGUAAUCUUACUAAACAUCCUCAUCGCUCAACUCAGCUACACUUACGAUGAAGCAAAGAAAAUCGCCAAACUGCAAUACGCUGCUGAUAUAAUGAGGAUUGUCUCCCGGGUCGAAUACAGCCCAAUUCGAUAUUUUAGUUUAAGAAUACGAAAUUUCAUAUAUGCUGACUGGAUCAACGACGAGGAAUUGGCCAAAGAAAUGUUGGAGUACACGGAUGAUAGACACCCUUGGGAGACGGUUGGGGAGAGAUUAUCUGACGUUAGGGAAAUUAUGGGGAAACUUGUAAGAAAAGGCAAAGAAAAGGAUCCCUUGGAAACUAUUGAUGACAAAGUAACUCAUCUCACGGAAAUUAUGAAGAAACCAGAGGAGGAAAGCACCGAAGAAGAUCCUUUAAAAUCUAUUGAUGAAAAAAUAACUCGUCUUACGGAGAUUUUGGAAAAGUUUCCAGAAGCUAUGAAAUAACACACAUUCUGAGCUAGCUUCCUGUGCAAGCUGACGAGGAAAAGUUUCACUUUUUUAUGUUCUAUAUUAUUUCAUAAAUAAUUAUGAUUCGUGUUCAACACGCAUACGCUAAACUUAUAACAGUAAGGGCAUGCCCUACAUAUAUUUAUUUUGAAAGAGUCUCAACGUGAUGACCUGAUCGAUGUUGUAAACUACCAGAAAGCUAUCAAGUAUUUCAGUUAAUAGGCUGGAAGAGCCCUGCAUAAUACCGGUAGUAGACAACAGUCAUUUCAUGCUUUCAAUGCGGUUCUCUUGUGCUCAGCCUCUUCUGCCGAUGUCUGGUGGAGAGGUUUACGAUAGAAUACUAAAGGUCCUUCGCAUUUGCAAUAUUCAUUUUUGUAUUAAAAUAGCUACAGUCUUGUUAAACUUGUGUUGUUUCUGUUUUUCAAAUUUCAAGAACAAGUGCCUUCAGACAAUCCAAGAUUUUAAGGUCCACUAGGUUACCGGCGAAGAUUCAGACGAGAUGAACACUUUAUAGAAAGAGAUAAA